UUCAUAGUGAUAACUCAAUGAAAACUUUUUACGCAUUGUCAUGAAAAUGUUAUUACUGCGAUGCUGACUCAUGCUACUGCUGGUGACUGUUCUCUAUUUGUGUGCGUGCUUGCCUGCUUGCCUGCGACACGAGGCACCGUAUUUGAGAAAUUGAGGAGCUGCGGUUCAGUGUGCGUCUGACUGCGGUAGAGUGUCAAACUGAACAUUUCUCCCUGAAGUUUAAAGAGUUCAUGUAGUGAAACAAUGAAAAUCAAAUUAACCUGAGGUGCGCCAACACCGCGUGUGUACCUCACUUUGCUUCUCGAUACUUUAUUAUAGCUGACUAAGGACAAAGCUAGGUGCGGUGAGGCGAGACGUUCCUCUCUACAGGAUGAACCCAGCAACUACAGCCGACGCUGAGCGUCUUCGCAGUCUCUCAGGCGAGGGGCGACGCGACGGAAGAACAAGGUUCGCCCAGCUGGCGCCGGGGAUGCGAGCGCUAGUGACAGCUUUAGUGUUGGUGGUGAUGCUGGUGGUGGUGGUGACGAUGCUGGUAGCAGGCAGAAACAAACUACAUCGUUUGUUAGCCACUACAAAUCAACAUGGUGCUGAUUUCGACAAGACAUGUGGGAGUGUGGAGGUGACGGGAGACCAAACUUUCUUGGAGAACUACGUCUCCUGUGUCACCAUCGAGGGAAACCUGCGCAUCCAGCUCAUUGAAUACAACGAAACCCAGCCACUCGUUGGUCUCCCAAACCUCAUUCAGGUGACUGGCUACGUGAUCAUCUACCAGCUCUCGUACUUAAGAACGCUGCGCCACUUGCUCCCGCGCCUGGCUGUCAUCAGGGGACGCGAACUCUUCCACGGAUAUUCCCUCGUAAUAUAUGGUAACAUCUUCUUGCAAGAACCAAACCUUUGGAACUUGACCCACGUGCUGAGCGGCGCGGUGCGGGUGGAGAAAAAUCUGUGCAGCGGGCCUCCUAACCGCUGGGAUCUGCUCUCCCCUUCCCCGGCCCUCAACGUGGUGCAGGAUUAUGGAUUGUGUAUCUACCCGAUGUGUGAGGAGCAGAGGGACUGUGCCAAUGUCACCACCGCCCUCCACACCUAUUGCACUACGCAUGGCGGCUGCUACCAAGGUCCCCAGUGCCACGAGGAGUGUGUGGGAGGAUGCCACGCCCUUCAUGAUCCUGACGCAUGUGUAGCCUGCAGGAAUUACCGGGACGGCCACACUUGCGUCCCUGAGUGUUCUAGGUCUGCUGCCAACAAAGUCCACCACUUAGAUUAUCGAUGCAUUCGCGAGAACGAGUGUGCCAAGGAGCCGUGGAAGGUGGAGAGAGAGGUGGGGCCGCAGGGUACUGAACGGCUGGUCUGUGUUCGAUGUAAUGACAAUUGCUACGGGACGUGCCGCGGAACAAAGGUCACCACUGCAAAUCUGGGGCGCCAACUGCGAAAGUGCCAGCAAUUGAAAGGGAACCUGGAAAUUAUAGUGUCAGGCGGCGCGAACUUGAUGCAGCAGCUGGAGGAGAACCUGGGCCAGCUGAAGGUCGUGACGGGCUACUUGAAGGUGUACGGCUGUGACACACUCUUCUCCUUGAAUUUUCUAAGUAACCUGGAGAAAAUUGGAGGGGAGGAUUUGGUGCACGGCAGGUACGCCCUUUACGUGCUGGACAAUGAGAAGUUGCGGGAAUUAUGGGACUGGGAGCACCGCAACCACAGCCUUGAGAUCACCCGGGGAAUGCUCUUCUUCCAAUACAACCCAAGCCUAUGCCGGGGGCUGAUCAGGGAGCUGGCCAUCCGGGCACAGGUGACACAGGCAGACCGCGUUCAUGUGUCCCAUGCAGAGGACUCAGCGCCUUGCUACACAUCGGACCUGGAGGUGCGCUGCAUCCCUCUGAAGCAUGGGAGACUUGAAGUUUUCUGGAAGUACCACUAUCACGGCCGCGAUUAUCGGUUUGUUAUCGGCUAUUACUUGUAUUACCGGGAGGCGCCUGAGAAGGUCACACUUUAUCAAGGCCGCGACGCCUGCAAUGACAACAUGGUGUGGGAGAGGGUCUUUCGGGAGUACGAGCGAGACAAGGAAUGCGUGGUGGGCGUGGACAACCUCAAGCCCUACACUCAGUACGCCGUGUACGUUGACGUCUAUUACAUUGACGCUGUGAAGAACGCCAGCCGCUCCAGCAUCCAGUACAUCACAACCCAAGUCGGUAAGCCGUCUCCAGUGCGUGAGCUGAAAGCCACGUCUCAGAAAGGCACCUCGGCUCAGUUCUUGUCCUGGCGUGAACCUGCUGUGCCCAAUGGACCCCUGAAGGUGUACGAGGUGAAGUACGGGAGGCUGAAGCUUUCUCGUCCACACCUGCAACCCGAGGGUCGCGACGUGUGUGUGGACAGCAAAGAUGAGCCGCAGAACAAGACGAGGCCCAGCGUGCAUGAAGGGGGAGAGGAAAACAAGGUGACCCGCUGCUGUGCGUGUCCAGGCUCCGCUGCCAGCCUCUCAAAGGAGGAUCGACGCUUUGAUCACCAGUUUGACGUCCACUUCGAAACCUUUAUGUGGCAAAGCCUGCUCUGCAAAAGGGAUAGUGACGACAAUGAAAAUAAAUCAAUGCCCGCCUCCGUCAGCCUAAGCAAGCCUCCCGCCCAGCGCCUCAACUACUCCACUGCAGGCGAGGCCUUGAGGAAUGUGAGCGACAUCACCCCCAUGGUUGCCAGCGCAGGGACAGCUUCCACAGCCGCCAAGGAGCAGAACAUCCCCAGGCAGCGGAAACGAAGAAGCACUGUCCAUCAGUCAGCAGAAACACAAGUCAGGACAGACAAACACAUGAGCGACAAACAACGAAAGGAAGAGGAGAAAAAAAAUAAAUACAAGAAGGUGGAGCAUGAGGAGUGUGAAAUAAGCGCUGACACAAACGGCGACACAGCGGCGGUGUGUGACGUGAAGAAGAUAACGACCAACAAUACCCGCGUGACCCUGAUGGGUCUGUCGUAUUUCACACAGUACAGGGUGUGGGUGAGGGCAUGUCACAGCGAGGGCAGCGACUGCAGUGACUGGUCUGUUCUGGAUGUGACAACUCCUGCGGACAUGUCCAUAUAUAAGAUAAAAAACUUCAAGGUGAAACAAAGGAAAAUAAACGAGACGAAAUGGUCGGCCACAAAAUCAGAUGCCAUCUCCAGUAACUCCACGCCCAGAGCAGCGCCACAAACAGGCACCACGCUCCUCCUCAGUUGGGAUCCCCCGAUGGUCCCGAUGGAACACAUCCUGGCCUAUAUCAUCGAAUAUCAGUUGGAACAGACAUCUAAGAAAAAAAUAUGCGUCCCAGAGCAGAAGGUGCGUCACGCCGAGUACAGAUUUCCGCUGCAGAAGUUUGGCACCUACACUUUGCAGAUCAGACUUCGUUCUCCCAGCGGCGAUGGACCCCCUACCAGCCUCACCGUUAGGGUCAAGAAACCCGAUAUUUAUUGGGCUGUCCCUGUUGCCUUCUUGUGUGGCGGUUUGUUAGGUAUCUGCAUUAUGGAGGUGGCCUUAUGGAUGAGGUGGCGGAGAAGAAGCGAAGCUCCACAGUCCCCCAGCCAUAGCCAGACUUACGGAGAGCUCGUACUGAAGGCAGGACUAAAGCGUCUUGAGGAGGGUUUCGUCAUUCACGGCGACGCCCUACAAGUAAAGCUGGACCACAAACUCGGUCAGGGGUUCUUUGGGAAAGUCUACCUCGGAGUGCUGAAGCUUCCUGCAGGGGAAGAACGACAGGUGGCAGUGAAGACUCUCAACGAGAAAGCCACGUACCAGGACAUGAAACACUUCUUGGAGGAGGCCUCCGUCAUGCAGCAUAUUAGAUCGAACUUUGUGGUACGUCUGGUUGGCGUGGCUAACAGUUACCCGCCAAUAUAUGUCGUCAUGGAGUUUAUGGAGCGUGGUGACCUCAAGUCCUUCCUCUUAAGAGAGGAAGGGGCGACGCUUACAAAUGAAAAAAUGGUGGAAAUGGCGGUGGAGGCAGCAGACGGGAUGGCUUACUUGAAGGCCAAUAAUUGGGUGCACCGAGAUCUGGCGGCGCGCAAUUGUAUGCUGGGGGUGGUGGAAGACAGAAUCAUACUCAAGAUCGGAGACUUCGGCCUCACCAGAUACGUUACCACUGACUACUACAAGAAGAAGACAUGUGGUAUGCUGCCAGUCCGCUGGAUGGCCCCUGAGUCACUGGAGUACUACCGCUAUUCUGCCAGGUCUGAUGUGUGGAGUUACGGGGUGUUGCUUUGGGAACUUGCCACCGGUGGCCGCCAGCCUUAUGAGGGCAAACAGGAGGAGGAGGUGGGGGACUUCAUUCUCUCUGGUAAGCGGCUGGGACCUCCCGACAGAGGUCCAGAUUUCUUUUACCCGCUCAUGCUGAAGUGCUGGAACGCAGUACCCGAGCAGCGACCAACCUUCAAGCGAAUAGUGCAACGUCUUCUUCCAAUGACCUCCAAAAAGUAUUUGGAGUAUUUCCAGAGGGUGUCCUUCUUCCACAACCCCGGCUCCUCUGAGCAUGAGGGCCCGGAUGACAUUGACGAAGGGUUCAAUGCCAGCAGCUCAAGUCAAGAGGAAACUGAGGCUGGGCACUCGGGCUCAUACUCAUCUUCUUUGCCGCCUUUCCACCACCUUGACCAAGACAGCCAGGUUGAAAAUGAGCAACUUGAGAAUCAAAGCAGCGAAGACGAUACUGCAGUCGAGGACGAUCUGGUCUGCAUGACGCCUGAGGAGCCAUACGAGAGGCUGUGUUCUGGCCAGCUGCCUUGCAUCACGAGUCACGUGGGGCGAUUUCCACCAAGCGGUGAUGCUCCACACAAGAAGCUUCUCUUCCGCACUUCUUGUUUCGCCGAGACAUAGCCUUCUCCCUCACAGCCUCUUGGCGGCGGCUUCCACUCUUCACCUCUACAGGACACAGCUAGCCUUGAUUGGAACUGGCAACAGCGUUGUCCAGUCAUAAAGCUUUCCAUGACAAACAUCAAGUAGUACAUUGGUAACUGGUGUGAAUUAUGUGUUGUGCUUCACUUCUGAUAUACAUGUACCUGAACUGAUAGACCGAUGUGAUUUCAAACAUGAUCAUCACAAUGUGUCCUCUUUACUACCAGGCAUCGAGUCACGCCUUUCAUGUUCUUAAGACAGGGGGAGCGAGUUGCUCUGUUUUUAAUAUGGAACAUAAAUCUAAUAUGAAAAGUAACGUCAAGUACACUAUACAAUAUUUCAGUGUCAAUGCAGAAUGACAAGGCAUCUCACGAUGAACUGUAGAAUUCUGAGAGAGAGAGAGAGAGAGAGAGAGAGAGAGAGAGAGAGAGAGAGAGAGAGAGAGAGAGAGAGAGAGAGAGAGAGAGAGAGAGAGUGUGUGUGUGUGUGUGUGUGUGUGUGUGUGUGUGUGUGUGUGUGUGUGUGUGUGUGUGUGUGUGUGUGUGUGUGUGUGUGUGUGUGUGUGUAAGUCUUUAAAGUUUGGAUGAACAGAGGAGACAGGCACAGACUCCCGGAUCACACAGCUGACGGGUGGCUGUGUAUGUCCGAAGGUUUACUGCCUUGCGAGAAAUGUACUUAUGAAUGUUCUUGUAAUAAUGAAUAAUUUCCCUCAUAUCUACAAUACAUUCAUAUGUGGACACAGCAUUAUGGACUUAAUCGUACAACCAUUUCUGAUAUGCAGUUAUACUUUAGUUCAGACAGAAAUACGUGUUCAUUGUUCAUGGCUGGCACCAGAUGUAUGCUGCUGAACUCUGGAGCACUACUUAUCAUUCGUGCAACGAAGCUUACUGAUGCAUGUAACUGCUGGGUCUUCCUAAGCUUUUUCCUUGUUACUUCGCAAUGUUGUGAUAAUUCGGCUUCCGAGUACACUCGAAGGUUUGCAGCCAUUCGUCGCUUUAACAGGCGACACUGAACGGCAUCUCAUGACUGGUGAUGUGCUUAGCACUAUGUGACUCUACCAAGCAGUAUUUUUUGAUCAUUAAAUCAUUUACCUCCACAGGUGAAGUUUUCUUUCUUUCUUCGGUAUCAAUGACAGCAGGAGUGGCAUCGAGGUACUAAAAGUGAAGGUGAUAAUCAGUAGCCUUGAUUAUCCCCCCCCACAAUGUGUGUGUGUGUGUGUGUGUGUGUGUGUGUGUUCUCUCUCUCUCUCUCUCUCUCUCUCUCUCUCUCUCUCUCUCUGAUAAAGGAAGACUAUUUUAAAUUUCAUCGCAAAAUGUAUAAUCUGGUUGCGCCUCACAGCUCAGUAAUCACCUCGCCCGUUCUGGACGCAUUACACACAUACGUAUGCCAACCUUAUGACGGAUGAAUCAGUUUAGAGCCAUUCCAUACGCGACCAUUAAUGUCAACAAUACCAACAAUGCAGUUAAGCUUAAGUGUGCCCGCGCGCGCGCGCGCGCACACACACACACACACACACACACACACACACACACACACACGGUCUCUCUCUCUCUCUCUCUCUCUCUCUCUCUCUCUCUCUCUCUCUCUCUCUCUCAUAACAUUUUCGUUGUUAGAUAUCACAUCAUCCUUUCAAAACACUGUCUACAAUAAGUCAAGUAUUUUCUGAAAAUGUGAAAAAAGGACAUACCAACCUUCUUUUCUGUAAAGUGAACAAAAAUGUCCAAAGUGACUCUUCUCCUACCCUCAUUAUAGAUUUUAAUCUGCUUAGUCUUCAUUGAAACUCAGUGCAACUGAAAAUUGAAAUAUGAGGUACAAAUAUUUUCAAGCUUCUCCAAUUUUUAAAGUUACUAAUAUAAAUCCUGCGUUUUCUCACAACGCAUCGCAGAAAACGAGUCACAAAGGCACACUGAGAUAUAGUCUUAAAAGUUCAAUAUACUAUUUAUUGAUGAAGAUGAUAUAUGGAAAUAUGAUAUAUGGAAAUAUGAUAUAUGGAAAUAGGUUUCAUGCAUAUGUUUCAUGCAGAGACUGCCAUGCGUUGACCUGACGGCUUCUUGCAUCUUCCCUUAUUUUCUCUUUAUAAGGAACACCUGUAAGGCAACACUGGGUAACACCAAGAAAAUAGUGGUUGUAUAUUUACUACACGUUUUGGAAAAAAAAUACAAGAUAAGACAAAAGCAA
Scylla paramamosain (green mud crab) is the source of this 7024-nucleotide messenger RNA. Its product is annotated as insulin-like growth factor 1 receptor. The record is from RefSeq and is a predicted model, not a curated record. Lineage: Eukaryota; Metazoa; Arthropoda; Malacostraca; Decapoda; Portunidae. Bases 371 to 4828 code for a protein of 1485 amino acids. Gene Ontology annotation, molecular function: transmembrane receptor protein tyrosine kinase activity; protein binding; ATP binding. Gene Ontology annotation, cellular component: plasma membrane; signaling receptor complex. The transcript has 29 exons. Gene Ontology annotation, biological process: positive regulation of kinase activity; multicellular organism development; protein phosphorylation.